AAUUAAAUCAUAAUUCUGAAUCAACCCACAUGGUAAGAUCGGAUCGAAGGCUAACCCGACCCAUGGACAUCCCUUCCGUGCUGCCGGCGCGCGCAUGCCGCUGACGUCGUAGCAUAGAUACUCGUGGAGAAGCAGAAGUCUGCACUCUGCAAGACUUUACCUUUUUCUUCAACUUCAAGCCCGACGAGCCAGAAUCGUAGUUCGAAAUAUUCUGAAACUCGUCGACGCAAGCAACGAAGCGCAUCACUGGCACUAACCCUUUUCCUCCCAAGCUCAUGUUCUCCAAUUCGUGAAUGCUAAAUCAGUGUUAAUCAUGUAUUUGGACCUCGUUCUGUGGUUAAUCUGUUUCUUCAUCAACAUUGCUCUUCUCGCUUUGAACUUUUACCAGAUUUUGAACCUAUCUGAUUUGGAGGACGACUACAUAAAUCCUUAUGAUUCAUCAUCUCACAUUAAUGCUGUGGUAGUCCCCGAAUUUGUAGUGCAUGGAGUACUUUGCGCCAUUUUCCUCCUGACUUGGCAUUGGCUCAUGUUUCUUAUGACACUUCCCAUUACGUACUAUAAUAUUAUGCUGUUUAUGAAACGACAACAUCUUAUUGAUGUCACUGAGAUCUUUAGAUUUCUUAAAGAGGAGAAAAAGAAAAGGAUUGUCAAGCUUGUCUUUUACAUAUUUCUUUUCAUCAUUGUCAUUAUCAGGCUUGUAUUAUCCGUUUUCAACUCUUUAGUAUUCGAGGAUGAAGCUUUGCACGAUUUUGGGAUAACCGUUUGAACAGUAUGAUUGCCAAUGCAAGUUUGGGAGUGGGUAGAACUUGCAAGCUGAGCUGAAACAAAUUGAUUUGUUCACGUUCUGGGUAAUCACUCCACUUGGUUAUUGUGAUUUCUGAGCAUUCCCGUUUCAGAUUUGGGCAUGCUUGUAAACUGUAACUUCUCUCAACUUUUCAAUACUUGAUGUUUCUCAACUCCAACUGGUUGUGGGAGCAUUCCCUAUUUUUGUACAUGAUUUAAUAGGUGAUAGCUUUUUAGUUGCAGAUUCAUCUCUGUUGCAUGUAGAAAUUCUCCUCUCUUCUCCAUGUUAGAUUACAUUCGGUUCUCAAUAACUUUUCAAGCCUCCCAAGUUUCUCAACUCCCAAGUGUCUGUAGGGGCAUUCCCCAUUCUUGUACAUUAUUUGAUAGGCGAUGACUUUUAGUUGCGGAUUUGUCUUGCAGCAAUAUAUCUACCCUUCCUACC
Messenger RNA from Malania oleifera, 1225 nucleotides. RefSeq names its product protein cornichon homolog 1. The coding region runs from base 314 to 766 and encodes 150 amino acids. Lineage: Eukaryota; Viridiplantae; Streptophyta; Magnoliopsida; Santalales; Ximeniaceae. The transcript is spliced from 4 exons. The record is from RefSeq and is a predicted model, not a curated record. Gene Ontology annotation, biological process: vesicle-mediated transport.